Messenger RNA from Baudoinia panamericana UAMH 10762, 1430 nucleotides. RefSeq lists its product as uncharacterized. Gene Ontology annotation, molecular function: zinc ion binding; oxidoreductase activity. The transcript has 9 exons. The record is from RefSeq and is a predicted model, not a curated record. Lineage: Eukaryota; Fungi; Ascomycota; Dothideomycetes; Mycosphaerellales; Teratosphaeriaceae. The coding region runs from base 207 to 1277 and encodes 356 amino acids.
UUUAUGGCAGGUCAACCGAGCCGGAACCGGACGGCAAACCUUCCUCGUUGGGCAAUGGGGCCAAAAGAACGGCAAACACUUCCCUUGUUGGGCUACACUCCACGUAGCGAACCCAUGCACAUCGCUCUGCCAAGCGUCAGCAUGGUCUUUCUUCGUAACACCACUUUGCGGUUCGCUCUACGUCUGAAACCCUUGACAGUACUAUCAUGGGUCCAACCACCGAGCCAACGGUCAAUGAUGGGCUGCCGAAGAAGAUGAGAGCCUUGCAAUACAGCAAGCCGAGAGACUUCAAGGUCGUCGAGAUCGACAUGCCGGACCUUGGUGAAGAAGAUGUGCUGGUCAAGAUUAGCGCCUGCGGCGUAUGUGGAACUGACUUGCAUUUCCACGAGGGCGAAUUCAUGGCAAAGUUCCCACUGAUACCCGGACAUGAAGCGGCUGGCGUGGUUGUCGCCAUCGGCAGGCGCGUGACCACGGUUGCUGUUGGCGACAGAGUGGUCGCCGAUCCUAUGGAGCCUUGCCGAAGCUGUUUCUACUGUGUGCGCGAUCAGGGACUCCUGUGUGAGAACAUGAGUGGUUACGGCGGGACUGUGCCUGGCGGAAUGGCGGAAUACUGCCGCUACCCAGCGCGCCACGUCUAUCCCAUUGGCGAUCUGCCUUCUCUGGAAGCUGUACUGAUUGAGCCCGCCGCCUGCGCGUCCCAUGGUAUCGAACGCAUGUCGCCUAAGGUCGGCAGCACAGUUCUGCUGUUCGGCUGUGGUCCCACGGGCAUGUUAUUGGCUCAACUUCUACGACAGAACGGCGCAGCUAAUCUUACCAUCGCCUCCAAGGGUGGCCCGAAGCUCGACCUUGCAAGGCAACUCGAUCUUGCGGAUUCCUACGUCUGCAUUUCCGAUGACAACCCUUCGGAAGACAUGAAAGCCAUUAAGACGGCCAACCCUCACGGCUUCGAUAUCGUCGUCGAAGCAACAGGGGCUUCCUCCGUCCUCGAACAGUCCAUAUUCUACGUUCGCAAGGGCGGUACGCUCGUUGUUUACGGCGUCUACGACGACGCAGCAAAGGUUGCAUGGCCACCGAGCCGUAUCUGGACUUACGAGAUCACGGUUCUUGCAUCUUUCUGCAGUACACUCAAAUUCCCUGUCGUGCUUGAAUACGUGAAGACGAAGAAGCUGAAUCUCAAGGGAAUUGUGAACAAGACCUACCGAAUCGAGGAAUGGGCUGAGUGCUUGGAAGCUGUGCGGAAGCAACAGGUCGUCAAGGCUGCGAUUGUGUUCGACUGAUAUCCCAUCUGCGCAACCAGGGUGCCAGGACGACUUGUUGUGCCUUUAGCCGAGCAACGAGAACCACCCCACGAUACCCCACAUCUUCCAAACAGGAAGUAGCCUCGGCUUCACGAUGCGGAGCGGCACCGCAGUUUGUGUCUAUCUUUAAGC